GACCCCUGAGCAACGUCAGCAGACUACGUCAUGAACUGGCUUUCCUCCUCCAGCAGCAGACUCUCCAAGAGACCAUUCCCGCAGUUCACUCACGGAUUCCUGGCGCACUGUGUGGCUCUUUUUCUCUGGCCAUUCCGCUGGGUGAUGGUGUCAAGUGCCAAGUGCCCAUUGUUGCGCUUCUUGGACAAUCUGAGAAGUCCCCAUAGUUCAGUUAUUGGCAAAUGCUGCAAGAUCAUCAAGUGGGCAUGAAGUAUUGUGUGGAAUUGAGCAAUUAGAGGUUUUUCUGUUGCGACUUUCGUGCGCCAUAUGUGAGAAAAGAAGUGCUUCAGUCGUGAGGUGGCAGUCAGAGAACACGUAGAAUUUUCCCCAUCCCAAAAGCACAGAAGCAAUGGAACUCUUCCAUAUGGCACUGAGGAUCAUCUGUGGCAUCCUGAUGGUGUCCCUGAUGGCUAUGGCUAAGCAUUCAGCCAUCGGACGAUAUCCCAUCCUCAUGCCAAACGUGCAUCCAGACAGGCCCGAACUCUAUCUCUGUACACCGAUUAAGGUGGACUACACGAAGAACUACUAUAUUGUGGGAUUUGAACCAAAUGCCACAAUGAAUACGGCACAUCAUAUGCUCCUCUACGGAUGCGGGAAGCCUGGUUCGAGCCGACCAGUUUGGGAUUGCGGAGAGAUGUCUCGCAGAUCUUUAGUCAAUGAUCCGGAUGAAGAAUCCUUCAGUCCAUGCGGCAAAGGUUCCCAUUCCCAAAUCAUCUAUGCCUGGGCCAGGGAUGCUCCCAAACUAGCCCUGCCAGAUGGAGUAGGCUUUAAGGUGGGCCUAGACUCGCCUAUCAAAUACAUCAUUCUCCAGGUGCACUAUGCACACGUUGAUCAGUUUAAAGAUGGAAGCAGAGAUGACUCUGGAAUCUUCAUACAUUACACCCUGGAGCCCAUGCCGAAGCAAGCUGGUGUCUUGCUUCUGGGGACAGCUGGAGAGAUCCCACCGCACAGCUUGGAGAAGAUGGAGGCUUCUUGUGAGAUCACAGAGGACAAGGAAAUCUACCCAUUUGCCUACAGGACUCACACUCACAGCCUCGGGAAGGUUGUCUCUGGAUAUCGCGUAAGGCGCGAUGAGCAGGGAAUAGAUCAUUGGACUCUUCUGGGCAAGAGGGAUCCCCUGACGCCUCAAAUGUUCUAUCCAGUGGAAAAUUUUGAACCCAUUCGACAAGGUGAUCGACUAGCAGCAAGAUGCACGAUGCAGAGCAAUCGGGAUAGAAUCACAAGAAUUGGAGCUACUAAUGACGAUGAGAUGUGCAACUUCUACUUGAUGUACUAUGUGAACAAUAAGGAGCCUCUUGAGACCAAGUACUGCUUCUCUCUGGGACCACCGCAGUAUUGUUGGGAGUACGCCAGUUCGGACUUUAACAACAUUCCCGACAUGGAGGCCAGUCAUUUAUAAGGAAGUUCCGGAGGAUGAAUGAAAGUGUGUCAUCAGGGUAUCUCGAGGGAAUCCAGCACAAAACAGAAGACAUCGUCUUAAGGGAAUCUACUGCUAACGAUAAGUUUUAAACUCUGUACUUAGUUUACCUACCAAAAAGAGAAUCAAACCCAAAAAUCCCUCAUUUCCCUUCUUCCGGGAUUCUUUUGAAGUUUCUGGAAGCUUUGGGACAAUAUCCCAAUUCAUAUCUUUGAGUGAGUUUCAAGGAGAAAAAAAAUAUGAAGAGCAGCUAUUUUGGAGUAGAUUUUUAGUAUGGAUGACUAUCUUAAGAAAAAAAAUGAAGGGAGAUAAUAAAAUAUUUCAUUUAUAUAUUUUUCUAUGUGUACUUUUCCAAUCAAACCUUUCCUAUUAAUCUUCUUAUAUUUAGAGAGACAAAGAGAAAAGAAAACAUUAAAAACUAUGUGAAUCCUAUCAAUUUCACAAUAUUAUACAAUUAAUCUAGUCAGAGAUAAAUCUGUUAUAAAGAAAAAAAAAACAUAUUAGGAAAAAGGCUAAUUAAGGUAAAAUAUAUAAAAGCAGUAUAUAUAUAUUAAAUGUGAAGAAAAUAUCUUUAGAAAUUUGUAUUGUCCAAGACAUGUUGUUGGUUGAUGGAAGGAGAGUUGAAAUGGUACAAUUUUCAAUCAGGAAAAAAAAUGUUGGAGGUAGCUGAAGGAAGUGGUUUAUAUUUACAACACGAAAGACAAUGAGAGAUAGGGCUGUAACUAGAAGAGAAUGUAAUUGUAUAUUUUAUUUAACUGAAGAGAAAUAUUGGAGAAAAUUGUUCUGUUUGGAAAUGGGAUGAACGUGCAAGGAUAUCAAUUAUUUUUCUGUAUAAAUCAAUCCUAUUGUAAUAUCAAGAUAAAUAUUUAAUUAAAUUUAUGACUUUAGAAAA
Messenger RNA from Phlebotomus papatasi, 2348 nucleotides. It is a transcript of the gene Phm, whose product is annotated as peptidylglycine alpha-hydroxylating monooxygenase. Gene Ontology annotation, molecular function: oxidoreductase activity, acting on paired donors, with incorporation or reduction of molecular oxygen, reduced ascorbate as one donor, and incorporation of one atom of oxygen; copper ion binding. Gene Ontology annotation, cellular component: extracellular region. Lineage: Eukaryota; Metazoa; Arthropoda; Insecta; Diptera; Psychodidae. The coding region runs from base 389 to 1438 and encodes 349 amino acids. The transcript is spliced from 4 exons. The record is from RefSeq and is a predicted model, not a curated record.